This is a messenger RNA of Sycon ciliatum, 1380 nucleotides long. RefSeq lists its product as uncharacterized. NCBI's taxonomy places the organism in Eukaryota, Metazoa, Porifera, Calcarea, Leucosolenida, Sycettidae. Gene Ontology annotation, molecular function: nucleic acid binding. The coding region runs from base 49 to 1380 and encodes 443 amino acids. Gene Ontology annotation, biological process: DNA integration. The record is from RefSeq and is a predicted model, not a curated record. The transcript is spliced from 10 exons.
CUCACGCGGCGCACCAUCUUGGCUACCUACCCCAACAGUAGGUGGCAAAUGGACUUGAAGAAGCUCCCGAGUGUACGGGGUUACGAGUACUGCUGCAAUGUGGUGGACUGCUUCUCCAGGUUUGCUAUGGGUGGCCCUAUCAAGAGCAGGAGCGCUAAGGACGUCUGCAAUGUUAUUGUCAGCUGUAUGUACAGGUAUGGUGCACCUCGUAUAUUGCAGACUGACAAUGGCAGAGAGUUUAAUAACUCUAGCCUAGCAGCUGUCAUGGACGAAAUGCGUGCACUGAAGAUUAAUGGACGGCCGUACCUUCCGCAAUCACAAGGUCGUGUCGAGCGUCUUAAUCAGACGCUAGCCAAUUUUCUCCGCCGGGACCUCCAGAAGGAACCCGAUUGGCCCUCUCGUCUGGAGUACUUUUACUUCACCUACAAUUGCAGGGUCCAUCAAUCUCUCAAGGGAAAGUGCCCCAUUGAGGUGUACUUGAGAAGGCCCAACUUCAGCAUCUUUGUUGAGCCUUCUCGCACACAGCUGACUGAAGAUGAACGCCAGUAUCUGGAUGAGGCUCACCUUGAUAUUGACGGUGACUCUGAUGUUGACGAUAGCAGUGUAUCCAGUGAUGUGCUUGGAAUCACGGGCCCAGCUUAUGAUGCCUCCCAUGCCCUUGGAGGUACGCUCGCUGCUGCAAGCAUCUGUGAGCCUGGGUUGGAGGUCGUUGAUAAUGUGUGUGGCAAUGCCCUUAGCACAGCAGGUGCAACCUCAUGUGCACCUAACUUUGAACUGGCAGCUGAUUACGACAUGGAUCUUGAGCCUUUGGAUUCUCAAACAAUCAACACAGGAAACUCAUAUGAGUGUGGUCCACAUGUGCCUAGCACAGCCAUAUCAGCUGCAUGUUCAGACUCAGCAACCUCGUAUGACCAAGGUCGACAUGCGCCUACCACAGCCGUAUCAGCUGCCUCUUCAACCUCACCAACCUCGUGUGACCAAGAUGAAGCGUAUGGUGACGCAGAGUCCUAUCCUGUUGAACUUCAAUGGGCGAAUAACCCGGAGGGCCGGACAGAGCAGGCCCAGUAUGCUGUGGGUGAAACCGUGUGGUUUUACCGCGCUGCCAAUCUUGGCGGUGCUGCAGGUGUGGCUGCCCUUCGCCCACAGUGGUGCGAAGGUGUUGUCGUUCGCCAUGAUAUGCAGGAGAGAGGAUGCCUCCUGUAUGAAGUUGAGGCCGAUGAUGGUGGAGCCAAAGCUUCUUUCGCAGGGGCUCAUCUGCGGCCUCGUCACGUUUCCCCUGUGCACGUUUGGCACAACCAGUUUCUGGACCCCGUGCCAGAAGACUGGUACAGGGGUCCAGAGCCAUACCGAGGACCCGCUCGCAAGCGGUAUUAUCGGUGA